AUGGAAUCGGAAAUCAAUAAGAUGCAAACGAAAAUUCCACCGAAAAACUUUUCCAUCGAAUCGAUUGUGGGGAUUAAUAAUCGUCGGUCGCCUGAAAUCGAUAUUGAGAAUAACAUUUCGCAGGAUUACACGGUGGAUAAUACACAUUCAGAAGAUGAGGAUGUUAAAAUUAGAGAGGGGAAAAUGGGAUAUUAUUUUCAACAAAGUCGUGUUCCAAAUUUUCCAUUCUUUAUGUCAUAUGAAAAACAAGCGAUGAGAAACGGCUAUCCGGAGGGGCAAGGACAGGAGGAUCUCAAACGAUCUAGCCCUUCGAGUAUACGGAGUGAAGUUGAUAGCGACGGCGCGGACGACAGACCGCAAGAAUCACUCAGCCCGCAGUCUGAACAAAUUACAAACUCCAAUACGGCACCUGAUCCCAAUAUAAGGAGGUACCGCACCGCUUUCACGAGGGAGCAACUCGCGCGUCUGGAGAAGGAAUUUAUGAAGGAGAACUAUGUGUCGAGGCCACGAAGGUGUGAGCUCGCCGCUCAGCUGCAACUGCCAGAAUCCACUAUUAAGGUAUGGUUUCAAAACCGACGUAUGAAAGACAAACGCCAGCGUAUUGCAGUGGCGUGGCCGUAUGCAGCAGUGUACAGCGAUCCGGCCUUUGCCGCUUCGAUACUUCAAGCGGCUGCGUCUUCUGUAGGCCUACCAUACGGAUACCCGUCCCCAGCACUCUUGCCACCUUUUCACAAUCCGCAACUUCUGCCCACCGGUUAUCCUUACCCGUACCCACCGUAUCCCCGGUAUCCUUAUAUUCCACCUACUCCCCCGUCUCCCGUCAAUGCCGAACCCUCGCAGUUACGGCCACCGUAUUCCAAUUUUAAUUUAAACGUGGACAAAUAA
Parnassius mnemosyne (clouded apollo) is the source of this 885-nucleotide messenger RNA. The record is from the annotation of a GenBank genome assembly. Lineage: Eukaryota; Metazoa; Arthropoda; Insecta; Lepidoptera; Papilionidae.